AUGGAUCGCAUUCGAAGAGUCUUCCACUCCGAGCAGCCCUACGAACCCAUCGACGGACAUCGGGAUGGUACAGCAAUCUCAGAGGAUGGCGCAGCAGAUGCGUCUGAGCCGGAAGAGAACCCCUUCUCGCAGGUCGAGUAUUGGACCUUCCUUCUCAUGGGAGUUGCAAUGCUAUGGGCUUGGAACAUGUUCCUCGCCGCAGCCCCAUACUUCCAGUACCGGUUCUCCUCCCACCAAUGGAUUCUUGCCCAUUUUCAGUCUGCCGAGAUAUCCAUUUCCACCAUCACCAAUCUAGGCUCCAUGCUCAUCCUCACAAAGCUCCAGAAGAAUGCUUCAUAUCCCUACCGAAUAGCGUCAUCAUUGUGCAUCAAUAUCAUAUGCUUCACAUUGCUUGCAGUGUCCACGCUUGUCACGACUUCCGCAGAGCUAUAUUUUGGGUUUCUGAUGCUCAUGGUCUUCGGCGCCAGCUUCGCGACUGGCUUGAUCCAGAAUGGUGUUUUCGCAUACGUGGCUGGAUUCGGAAGAAGCGAAUACACCCAAGCAAUCAUGACAGGUCAAGCCGUUGCUGGCGUUCUUCCUUGCCUGGCUCAGAUCGGCGCGGUCCUUGCGGUGCCCGGGAGGAACCAACAAAGUCCCAAUCAAGCACCCACUGAAUCACCCACAUCAGCAUCCGCCUACUUCCUCACCGCAACGGCUGUCUCGGUCAUUGCUCUACUCGCCUUCCUCUACCUCCUCCGCCGCCGACGCAGGACUACCCUCUCACGAAUCAUCCAACCACCUGCAACCAAAUCCACUACCAACGAUACCUCCGGAGGCCACAUCACCUCCCCGAUCAUCAACAACCCCCCCUCGCCAAGCCCCGAGGAGCGCAAACCCGAACCCAUUUCCAAACCAGCAAUCCCACUGACGCGUCUCCUCCGCCUCCUCCCCAUUUUCUCCGCCGCCGUCUUCCUAACCUUCGCCCUAACCAUGAUCUUCCCUGUCUUCACCAUCCGGAUCCACUCCCUCAACCCGCAUCUGCUCCCCUCCGCGCUCUUCAUCCCCCUCGCCUUCCUAGUCUGGAACGUAGGCGACCUCCUCGGCCGCCUCCUCACCCUCUCCCCCUCCCUCCGCCUAACCCACCGUCCCUCCCUCCUGCUCACCCUAUCCCUCCUCCGACUCAUCUCUUCAUCCCGCUCUACCUCCUCUGCAACAUCAGCGGGGCCAACGGAGGGCCGAAAGUGA
Molecule: messenger RNA, 1224 nt
Organism: Endocarpon pusillum Z07020
Lineage: Eukaryota; Fungi; Ascomycota; Eurotiomycetes; Verrucariales; Verrucariaceae
Exons: 2
Coding region: 1-1224 (407 amino acids)
Biological process (GO): nucleoside transmembrane transport
Cellular component (GO): plasma membrane; fungal-type vacuole membrane
Molecular function (GO): nucleobase transmembrane transporter activity; nicotinamide riboside transmembrane transporter activity
Source: RefSeq, a predicted model, not a curated record